AUGACGAGGCUUGGGGCUAGGGUCGAGGUAGCCAAAGCCUCGUUAACCGCCGCAUCCACUCUCUCGGAUUCACCGAGAGGUACCAUGUACAUGUACAUUAACCCCCAAUUUCGUAUACCACCGCAUAAGCCAGCGGAGCUUGAGGAGAACUCCGUGCCCAGGACUUACCGCCGCAUCUAG
This is a messenger RNA of Chaetomium globosum CBS 148.51, 180 nucleotides long. RefSeq lists its product as uncharacterized. NCBI's taxonomy places the organism in Eukaryota, Fungi, Ascomycota, Sordariomycetes, Sordariales, Chaetomiaceae. The record is from RefSeq and is a predicted model, not a curated record. The transcript has 2 exons. The coding region runs from base 1 to 180 and encodes 59 amino acids.